Molecule: messenger RNA, 1150 nt
Organism: Cryptococcus amylolentus CBS 6039
Lineage: Eukaryota; Fungi; Basidiomycota; Tremellomycetes; Tremellales; Cryptococcaceae
Exons: 2
Coding region: 104-1150 (348 amino acids)
Source: RefSeq, a predicted model, not a curated record
CAAAGCGCCAGUACUCUCCUCUUCUAUCCGACUCGGCUUGACCCUCUUUCGAGACUGUCUCAGAUCCCCUCUACCUCCUCCGCGGUCAACACCGAAAGCAGUCAUGUCGUACCAAAGUACAGCUUAUGGAGGGCAACCUCCUCAGACGGGCUCCGCCUCUCUCCAUACACCCUCAACAACACUUCCCGCCCCUCCCAGAGUACCCAGCGCCGCACUGCCUCCACUAGACGAGCGACGACUUUUCGCUCACCUCCCACCAGCGACCACGUUCACAGGCGAUCCGGGAUCUUUGAGCAACGCUCUUUAUAUCUCCCGAUCUUCGCCGGACUUCAUUGCGGUUGCGUUGUUACAUUCCCUUCGAUUUGCGUUCAUUGACGUACAUUCCCACCUCCAAGGCUAUGUCAACUUCAAAUCCUGGAGCGACAAGCUCAAGGACCUGUGUGUCCUUCACGAGGUCUAUUACGUGCUCUCGGGUCAAGACCUCCAUCCCCACUGGCCUCGAGACUCGGCUGAACACGACGAGCUCGUCUAUGAGAUCAUCCUCAGGUCCCUCGAUCCAUUCUUCAGGAGGCGCCUGCCGCCCCACUUCCAGGAGUAUGACAAAAUGUGCGGUGAUAGGACGCAGAUCUACCCUUACAGCAAGAUUUUGUAUACCCACCUAGAGGCCGAAUGUCGCUCUCCCAUGAGUUUUGUGGAACAAAGCUACGCAAUGGACGCCAUCUUCUCUACGAAGCUUGCGGACCAAGGCAACGCCUACCAGCACAUUUAUCGACUGAUGGACAAAAGCCAAAGUCUUGAGGGGUCUGGAUUGCCCAUCCCCAAAAAUGUGCUUUGCCAUGCUAUCAUCAACUCCCUUCCUCCCUCAUACGAUGAUGUCUUGCGUCACCUUGACUCUGAACAUCGCCGUGAUCCCUCAAAGAUUACGGUGUGCUAUGUCACCAAUAUGGCCGAAAAGCACUAUGACCGUCUUCAGACUGUCGCCACGCCCCCUAUUGCCGUUGUACCCUCCACCGCCACGGCGCAUACUGUCAGUAGAAAGUCAAAGUUGUUCUGCAAAUAUCACCGAUUCAAUCUCAGCCACACUACCAAAGACUGUAUGAAGUUGAACGCUCAGGAGAGCCUCGAUGCCCCCCUUGUGUCAACGCAAUGA